ACAAACGGUUGUCUAUUUUUCGGGGAGAAGCGCACCGAUAUUUUGCCUCUGAUGAGAUAUAAUGUUCCUUGCUUACAUAACUGUUCCAGGACGAGUCACCGGAUAUCAAAGAUGAUUGAGAGCAGAAUCGUACGGGACUUUUCGUUUUUAUUCCCGGAACGGUUUGUCCAAAUCAAUCGAUCAAACUUUUUUCUUCUCACCAAUCCUAAAAAAAGCAACGCCCUAAGCGAUUGAAGAAAUAAUAUAUCAUUCGAAAGAAUUUUCAACAAUGAAAUUUAAAAAAAAAAAGAUGUUACCAUCGGUGGAAAGUAGUGCUGCCACCUGUAGGGACAUAUGAAAUUAUUUGAUGCACCAAGUGACAUGCAUACACCUACACAUGGAAGAGGACUUUAGUCGUUGAAUUACAGAAUAUUAAAUUAGUUGUGUGUAGUAUGAGAGUACAACUGUCACACUGUCUUAGAAAACAUGGGAGAUAAAGAGCAUCACGUACACUUUAGUGGGGGAAGCGGUCUCGGGAAAGACAACAAUAUUAUGAUACAACCACAACGACAUGGACAAAUAGAUGCUCAUCUUGGAUUUUUACAACUUAAUCACAGAUACCACGUAGAAUUCUCGAUUCCUUGGAACCCAUGUACACACAAAGGUGGACAGAAUAAUCCCCCAGCAAUAACGACCGGACGUCAUAAUCCUAAUAGUCAUAUCAUUGAUUUGAAACAGGAAAAAGAUGGCCUAAAGUUAAAAAUAGAGCUGCUAGCAUAUAAGGAAAAAAUUUUAAAGCAGGAAGUGCAGGUAAUGUGUUGCAAGGAAGGAACCCCGUUGCAGAUUCAGUUGAACGCCCGCGUUUUAGGAAAAGACAAGGGUACACCGCUGCUGAGGAAUGGAAUACACAACGUUGGAGUGGACAAAGCAAACAUGGAUGAGGUGAGGGGUGGAAAAUCAAGAACGAUUUCGGAUAAAACACAAUAGCAGGGAAUAAACGCAAAUCACGAGAACGUUCCUUAUUUCGAACUUAAAUCGUGCGAUUAGCCGGAUUUUUGCAAUGAUUCGUGAUCGUUGCAGUCAAUUAGCAAUGAUUCGUGAUCGUUGUUUUUAGUUAUAAGAGAUCGUAUGUGCACCCGUUACAUUAAUAUAGAAUUAAUCUUAACUUAAAUGCACGAUGUAACUUUCGAAAUAUGCAAUGUUCAGUAAAAUGCUGCUUUCGGCCUGAUUUCACAGGCCUACAAGACAACUGCAAGACUCCGUAUCUUCUCUCGCGUCGACGAUCUUACAACGACGAACUCGACGUGAGAAUUUAAGUGUUCUUUUAAUCAGCCUUCUUAAAGGAUCACAUCGAGAUAUGUAAUUAACAAGUAAUCGCUAAAUACCGCAUUUGCCUACUGUUUCUUCUUAAACGAGAACGUAUCACGCAAUGCCUAUAUCAAAGUCUAUUACACCUUUGAGCGUCUAUCAUUAAUCUAUCUGUAAUAACGAAAUUGUAUUUUAUGAUCGUUUUACAUCGAGUAUAAACUUAUCACGAGAAAGAUAUCAUUAAUCAAAAGUGAACUUUACGAUUGACGACGCUGUUUUCUAAUCCUUUGCUGAACUGACACAACCUAUUAAAAUAAAUAACUUCAACAAUGUAAAA
Osmia bicornis bicornis is the source of this 1624-nucleotide messenger RNA. RefSeq lists its product as uncharacterized. The transcript is spliced from 7 exons. The coding region runs from base 466 to 966 and encodes 166 amino acids. Lineage: Eukaryota; Metazoa; Arthropoda; Insecta; Hymenoptera; Megachilidae. The record is from RefSeq and is a predicted model, not a curated record.